AUGCAAGGCAGCAAGAUCCCUAACGUUGAUGAACCCGAUGUCGAAGCUGGGAUGGCUUCUCCUUCUUUAACCAACGAGCAUGAGCCGAUGGCUUCUCCUUCUUUAGCCGACGAGCCCGCCGAGCAUAAUUCCACUGAUGAAGUGCCCAUUGUGCCUCCUAACAAUGAUCAUCUUCAUAACAUCGUAGAAGGGCUCAGCAACUUGAAUCUGGGGAGAGAAGGGAUCCAGCGCCCUACCAUAGUCUUAGUCGGAGGCCACGACUAUGGGAUGUCUAGUGUUCUCGAGUCCUUGGCAAGACUCAGUUUUCGUGGGAAAGGACAAAGCACUCGGGUUCCGCUAGUGGUGAAGCUUCAGAAAAGCUCCAACCCUGUCCCAGAGAUUUACCUUGAGUAUAAAGGUAAAGUUGUUACUACAGAUGAGGAACACAUAGCUAAUGCAAUUGGCACUGCUACUGAUGAAAUCGCUGGAUCUGGUGAAGGUGUAUCAGACAUUCCCUUAACUCUCCAUGUGAAGAAGACUGAUGUUCCUGAUCUUACGUUGGUUGAUCUCCCUGGUUUAAGAAUUCCUGUCGAUGGAAUUCCAAAAACCAUCUCUACUAAGAUUUACAAUAUGAUUAAGAAGUUCAUCAAGCAAGAUGAUUCGAUCAUUCUUAAUAUUUUGCCAGCAACAGUGGAUUUCACAACUUGUGAGUCCAUACUUAUGGCCAAGAAAUUCGACAAAAAAGGGGAAAGGACUCUGACUGUGGUAACAAAGGCUGACAUAGUUCCUGAAGGGCUGCUGGAGAAACUCAGUGCGGAUAACAUGAGUAUCGGUUUUGGAUAUGUUUGUAUCCGAAACCGGGUUGGUGAUGAAAGUUUUGAUGAAGCGCGCAAGGAAGAAGAGUUACUUUUCAGUAACAAUCCAUUGCUUUCCUUGAUAGACAAGAAUAUCGUAGGCAUUCCGGUUUUAGUUAAAAAGCUGAAGCAGAUCCAGGAAGUGGUGAUAUCCCGACUAGCUGCAAAACCGCCCCUGAGGAGAUCAACCCGGUCAAAAUUUCUAAACCCCUACUUGCGGUAA
This is a messenger RNA of Camelina sativa (false flax), 1056 nucleotides long. Lineage: Eukaryota; Viridiplantae; Streptophyta; Magnoliopsida; Brassicales; Brassicaceae. The record is from RefSeq and is a predicted model, not a curated record.